This is a messenger RNA of Ilyonectria robusta, 561 nucleotides long. RefSeq lists its product as uncharacterized. The coding region runs from base 34 to 561 and encodes 175 amino acids. The transcript is spliced from 4 exons. The record is from RefSeq and is a predicted model, not a curated record. Lineage: Eukaryota; Fungi; Ascomycota; Sordariomycetes; Hypocreales; Nectriaceae.
ACACAGAUCCAGCACCGAUUUUCUACCAUUAAAAUGAAAGGUCAUACUUUGCCCCUACUGUUCGGCUUGAUGUUUGGGACUUCUCAAGCAAUCUCCAUGGUAGAUUACUCCCCGAGCUGUCGCGUUGACCCUGACUUUGGACCUUGGUAUUUUGAGCUGUUGAGAAACAAUGAGGAUCCGACGACGACAUCCACCUACACCGAUUUCUUUGCCCCCAACGGGAGUUUGAUCGUCUUGGGCAGCGUGGCUACAGGAGCAAACGCGAUUCUAAGUGCGAGGGCGGCCAUGUUACCUGCCGAUGGUUCGGUUCAAUGGAAUCACUUUCCCAACAAGACUGUCGUGGCCGAGGAGUCGGCAACGGAAAAAACUUUCCAUGUCUACGGCGUCAUGCAGUCAGUCACCACCGCCGACGGCAACUGCUCGACAACUUAUUUCCAGACCUUGUUCACCGUGGCAAAGGAUCCAAUCACCCGCCGCGCAAAUCUUGCCCUCCAAGGUGGUGGUCUCCUGGCCUACGAUGGAUUUUCUAUUGAGUCCUCGGACGAUCCGUGUACCAAGUAG